AAUUAAACUUCAUGUUUAGGCUGAUGGCUUUGCCAAUGCCUUAAUAAAGAAAAAAAAAAAAAAAAUAUUUUGCUAAUUCUGUCCAGAAUCAAUUUUAGUUCUCUUCUAAGUGAAGUCUGUAACUGAAAAUAACCAGUCAUAUUCUGAAUAAUAAACUCAUGCGUAUUCAACUUUGAUGUUAAUGGACUCAUCAAUGGUAUUGAUGGAGCUUUAAAGAAAAAUUGUGUAUUUAUUAUGUUUUAUAUGCCAAAUGUGUUUAGAAGAAUGAAUAAAGAUAAGUUGUCCAGUAAAUCGUUAAGAUAUGCCGCCAGGUUGCGGGAAAGCCGAGGAAUAUGUUGUACAGAAAUUCCUGGGCCAAAUAUCAUCAUUUGUAAUGCGGGACAGGCAGUUGGGCUCACAAAAGAGCAUAUGAUUGAGCAGAUGGUGGCCUAUGGUGUGGACGUUAGUACACUAAAGAAAUUUGUGUCAGUAAAGGGAGAAUGUUUCGCUUUCCUUGUGUUUAACAGUACGGAGGCUGCUGAGGUGUUCUUUAAAAAAGUAAAUGGCCGUCGUCUCUCAGGGGACAUUGGAGGGGAAAUCGUAUAUCAGUAUGUGGAAGAAAGUUCUGUUGUGGAUGAUGAGUACAUAUGUCUCUACGAUAUUCCCAAAGGCCUUCAUUUAUUGAAGGAAUUUUUGACCAAAGAAGAAGAGCAUCAAUUCUAUUCACAUUUUGAUUGGAUGGAAGCCCCAAAAAAAGAUAAGAAGCUGAAGAAUCGUCUUGUCAAACAUUUUGGAUAUGAAUUUAGAUAUGGAACCAACGAUGUUGAUUUGGAUAAUCCAUUGGAAACAAAGAUUCCAGAUGUUUGUAAUGUAUUGUGGGAACGAUUGAGAGAACAUGGAUUCGAUUUGGGCAUACCUGAUCAGCUGACUGUGAAUAAAUAUUUGCCUGGACAAGGCAUUCCUUCACAUGUGGAUAAGCACAGCCCCUUUGGUGACACUAUCUUGUCUUUAUCUCUGGGGUCUUCAGUAGUGAUGGAUUGGAAACAUCAUACUGGCAAAUAUGUUCCAGUUGUGGUACCAUCUCGUUGUUUGUUGGUUAUGCAGGGCGAGGCGAGAUAUGAUUGGCAACACGGGAUAAACACUCGAAAGUGGGAUCCGGUCGUGGACGAGAACCGCGUAAUGACGAUCAACGGUGAAGAGAAACGUGUACGCGUGGUUACCAGCGACUCUGUACCCCGCCAGACCCGCAUAUCACUAACGUUCCGUUGGACCAGAAGAGGCCCUUGCGAAUGUAUUUAUAAGACCUUGUGCGAUGCCACUGACAAAAAAGAGAUUACGGAGGAAUUGGCUGCCAAUUUGGAGGAAUUGCAUGUUCAUAAGGUGUAUGAGCAAAUAGCCAGUCACUUCAAUAUGACACGUCACAAGGCUUGGCCGAAAAUUGCACAUUUCAUGAAGCGCCUCGACCCUGGAUCUAUUUUGCUCGACUUAGGAGCCGGAAACGGCAAGAAUUUCGCGAAUAACAAUGAUAUUUUUCAAAUAGCUGGUGAACGCUGCAGUGGUCUACUUAAGGAGUGCAAAGAAAACAUGAAAUCACUUAAGCUCUCCAAUUGCAUCAGACUGGACCUGCUCAACCCGUGUCUGAUAGACAAUUGCGCUGACGUCAUCUUGUGCAUUGCCGUAAUACAUCAUUUCAGUAGCCUGGGAAGGCGACAACAAGCCGUGUCAACUAUAUGUCGUUUGUUAGCCCCUGGGGGUGUAGCACUGAUUACCGCGUGGGCUAAGGAUCAGUCGGAUUCACACUACUUGCACAAACACAGGGAGCAAAACCCUAUGGAUGAAAUCCGAUCCAUCGGAGCCAGUGGCCUGACACUACCUGUUCACGAAAACAGGACUCAGUUCAAACAUAACGACAUAUUGGUGCCAUGGAAGAUGAGGUACGCAGGUGAAAAGAAUUCAAACGAUAUCGAGAGCGUAUUUUAUAGAUUCUACCAUGUGUUCGAAGAAGACGAAUUAGAUGAUUUAUGCAAGGAUGUACCCGGCAUUAAAAUUCUAAACAGUUUUAAAGAGGAUGGUAAUUGGUGUGUCAUAAUUACGAAAGAAAGCGACAAAAGAAAAUCUGAUAAAAGUAGGAAAAAAACAUCAAAGUAAAAAAAAUCCGGAUGAAAACGAAAAUAUGCACGAUUAAUAACGAAUAAUACAACAUUUGAACAUCUGUAUUUUUUAAUUUCUGAAAAAACACCUACAAAAAAUGAUUAUAUUAUCA
Molecule: messenger RNA, 2242 nt
Organism: Hyposmocoma kahamanoa
Lineage: Eukaryota; Metazoa; Arthropoda; Insecta; Lepidoptera; Cosmopterigidae
Product: alkylated DNA repair protein alkB homolog 8
Exons: 10
Coding region: 235-2127 (630 amino acids)
Biological process (GO): tRNA wobble uridine modification
Cellular component (GO): nucleus; cytoplasm
Molecular function (GO): S-adenosylmethionine-dependent methyltransferase activity; tRNA binding
Source: RefSeq, a predicted model, not a curated record